Limulus polyphemus (Atlantic horseshoe crab) is the source of this 976-nucleotide messenger RNA. Its product is annotated as amyloid protein-binding protein 2-like. Lineage: Eukaryota; Metazoa; Arthropoda; Merostomata; Xiphosura; Limulidae. Bases 5 to 976 code for a protein of 323 amino acids. Gene Ontology annotation, molecular function: protein binding. Gene Ontology annotation, biological process: intracellular protein transport. The record is from RefSeq and is a predicted model, not a curated record. The transcript has 10 exons.
CAAAAUGGCAUCAGCUCUGAAUUGGUUUCCAGAUUCUCUUUAUAAUUCAUGUAUUUUUGUAGUCGUGUCACAUUAUGGAAUAUUUCAGAAGGAUCUCCGUAUAUGUCCAAAGAGCCUACAGUUUGAUGUUUACUAUAAAUUAUAUUCUCAAGGUCUACUUUGCCAGCUGGGAUUUGAAUUCUAUCACCUCGAAAUAUUUGAGCGACUUCUCACAAUGAAAGGCAAGCGACACCUACUUCAUCAUUGCUUCCAAGUCUUAAUGGAUCAUGGAGCCCAAACAGCUUUCCAAUUAGCAAAAGCUUACAGUCAGCGCUGUGCUGUUACACUCACUGCCUCUGAAGACCAAAGGUUUAACACUAUUAAACUUGGUCUUUCAUUAGGAGGAUUCCUGAGUGAUGCUGGUUGGUUUCCUGAGAGUGAAAGAGUCAUUGUAUCAUGUUUAAAACUUUGUAAAGAGAAAGAUGAUACAAAACAUUGGGUUAUGGCCUUGGCUGCUUAUCUUCGACUACUUCAUGUUCGUAAUACAUACUGCAAAUUUAAAGAAGCUGAAGAGACUCAUGUUGAGGCCCAGAAAUACAUUCUUGCACUAAAGGCUAGUGAUCAACCAGUUAACCUUGCAGGGAUAUAUGCACAGUUUUCUGUUCUUUUUUUUGUUGCAGUAAUUACAGCUUACAUGUGGAGUCUCCAAGCUAUAAAAGAACUCCAUUCAGGGUUGUCUCCAAAGACAAUUGUUGAUGUUCUUCGACAGGCUGCAAAAACCUGUGUUGUGAAACGGGAGUUUAGAAAAGCAGAAUUUCUAAUCAAACAAGCCCUUCGUACAGCCCGGGUAAAUUUUGACCAUAAACACCCUAAAGUUGCUGAAACCCUUCUAGACUAUGGGUUUUAUCUGCUAAAUGUAGACUCGAUCAACAAGUCAGUCAAAGUGUACCAGAGUCUACUGAUGAAAAAGCCAUUUAUACAACUUUUCUUGCAGUAA